This is a messenger RNA of Morus notabilis, 1605 nucleotides long. Its product is annotated as pectate lyase. Lineage: Eukaryota; Viridiplantae; Streptophyta; Magnoliopsida; Rosales; Moraceae. The transcript has 4 exons. Bases 88 to 1284 code for a protein of 398 amino acids. The record is from RefSeq and is a predicted model, not a curated record. Gene Ontology annotation, molecular function: pectate lyase activity.
CUCAUCUCUCAAUCAAUUCCCUCCACUUUUCUAUCAAGAAGAGUGGAAGAGAAGUAGAAAAGAGAAAAAUAUAAAAUAUAAAAGAAAAUGGCCUUGCAAUAUUCAAUUUUGCUUCUUUUUCUAACGUCUUUUCUAGCUGCGUGUUCCAUUUCCUCUGCUUCAGUUCAAGAUCCUGAACUAGUUGUGCAUGAAGUACACAGGAGUAUCAAUGCCUCUAGGAGGAACUUGGGGUAUUUCACAUGCGGGACAGGAAACCCAAUCGACGAUUGCUGGAGGUGCGACCCCAACUGGGAGAGGAACCGCCAGCGGCUAGCUGAUUGCGCAAUCGGGUUCGGCAAGGACGCGAUCGGGGGCAAAAACGGGAGAAUCUAUGUUGUUAGCGACUCGGGCGACGAUGACCCAGUAAACCCUAGACCCGGAACCCUAAGACACGCGGUGAUACAAAACGAACCGCUAUGGAUCAUAUUCAAAAGAGACAUGGUGAUCCAGCUUAAGGAAGAGCUGGUCAUGAACUCGUUCAAGACCAUCGACGGCCGAGGCGCCAGCGUCCACGUCUCCGGAGGCGCGUGCAUUACGAUACACUACGCCUCAAACAUCAUCAUUCAUGGAAUCCAUAUCCAUGACUGUAAGCCAGGACCGAGUGCUAUUAUAAGAGACUCUCCCAACCACGCCGGGCAUUGGACGCAGUCGGACGGCGACGGGGUUUCGAUAUUCGCGAGCCGACACAUUUGGGUUGACCACUGUUCGCUGUCGAAUUGCCAGGAUGGCCUGAUUGAUGCCAUCCAUGGUUCGACGGCCAUCACCAUCUCCAACAACUACUUCACACACCAUGACAAGGUUAUGCUGUUGGGCCAUAGUGACGAGUAUACGCAGGACAAGGACAUGCAGGCCACCAUUGCCUUUAAUCAUUUUGGAGAAGGUUUGGUCCAGAGAAUGCCAAGGUGCAGACAUGGUUAUUUCCACGUCGUGAACAACGACUACACGCACUGGGAAAUGUAUGCCAUCGGCGGGGGGGGCUCACCCCACAACAACAACCCAGGAAAACCGCGGUUCAAGAAGGAGGUGACAAAGCACGAGGACGCGCCGGAAAGCGAGUGGAGGCGCUGGAACUGGAGGUCGGAAGGAGAUCUCUUCCUCAACGGUGCUUAUUUCAGGCAAACCGGCGCAGGCGCAUCGUCGAGCUACGCUAGGGCUUCAAGCCUCAGCGCAAGGCCUUCCUCCCUUGUCGGCUCAAUAACCGUCACCUCCGGUGUUCUCAGCUGCAAGAGGGGAUCACACUGCUGAUCAUUAUAUAAUAUAUGGCAUUUGUGCCAUAUAUAUAUAUAUAAUAUGUUAUUUUCAGCUUAACUUAUUUCUAUAAGCUUUAUAACUGCUGGUAGCAAAGGCUAAAGGAUAUAUACUAGAAGGUUUUAUCAUUAUAAAUUUGUUGCCUUGCAGUUUUAGUAUCCUUUUAUAUAAUGAUCAAUGAGAUCAGUUUGUAGCUUUUUUGUAUGUUUUCAGUUUUAUUUUACCUUUUGACUUAUAAUUAGUAUAUCGUCUUGCGGAUGAUCACUUGCAACCUCUGCCUAUUAGCUUAAUGUAAUGAGCCGCGCAGAGAGCAAGUGC